This is a messenger RNA of Ochotona princeps (American pika), 1978 nucleotides long. RefSeq names its product 5-aminoimidazole-4-carboxamide ribonucleotide formyltransferase/IMP cyclohydrolase (gene ATIC). The transcript is spliced from 16 exons. The record is from RefSeq and is a predicted model, not a curated record. Gene Ontology annotation, molecular function: phosphoribosylaminoimidazolecarboxamide formyltransferase activity; IMP cyclohydrolase activity. Gene Ontology annotation, biological process: 'de novo' IMP biosynthetic process. Gene Ontology annotation, cellular component: cytosol. NCBI's taxonomy places the organism in Eukaryota, Metazoa, Chordata, Mammalia, Lagomorpha, Ochotonidae. The coding region runs from base 104 to 1882 and encodes 592 amino acids.
GCUUCCUGAAGGGGACGGUGGCGGCCGCGCCUCCUCGGCUCUCUGCACGUGGCCUCGCGGCUGCUUCCUCCUCCUGCACCCUCCGGACCCCGCGUCUGCAGCCAUGGCUCCCGGCCAGCUAGCCGUCUUGAGUGUCUCGGACAAAACCGGUCUCGUGGAUUUUGCCAGAAACUUGGCUUCUUUUGGCUUGAAUCUCGUCGCCUCUGGAGGGACUGCGAAAGCUCUUAGGGAUGCUGGUCUGGCGGUCAGGGAUGUCUCCGAGCUGACAGGGUUUCCUGAGAUGCUCGGAGGGCGUGUGAAGACCUUGCAUCCUGCAGUACAUGCUGGAAUCCUGGCUCGUGACAUCCCAGAAGACAAUGCUGAUAUGGCCAGACUUGAUUUCAAUCUGAUAAGAGUCGUUGCCUGUAACCUGUACCCGUUUGUGCGGACUGUGGCGUCCCCAGAGGUGACUGUGGAGGAGGCCGUGGAGCAGAUCGAUAUUGGUGGAGUGACCUUACUGAGAGCUGCAGCAAAGAACCACGCCCGAGUGACGGUGGUGUGUGAACCAGAGGACUAUGCAGUGGUUUCCACGGAGAUGCAGACCUCCGACAGUAAAGACACUUCCCUGGAGACUCGACGCCAGUUAGCCCUGAAGGCAUUCACUCACACAGCGCAGUAUGAUGAAGCCAUUUCCGAUUACUUCCGGAGACAGUACAGCAAAGGAAUAUCGCAGAUGCCCCUGAGGUAUGGGAUGAACCCUCAUCAGACUCCUGCCCAGCUCUACACACUGAAGCCCAAGCUGCCCCUCACAGUUCUCAAUGGAGCUCCUGGGUUCAUAAACUUGUGCGAUGCUUUGAAUGCCUGGCAGCUAGUAAAGGAACUCAAAGAUGCGUUAGGCAUUCCAGCUGCUGCCUCUUUCAAACAUGUCAGCCCCGCAGGUGCCGCGGUGGGAAUUCCACUGAGUGAAGAUGAGGCCAGGGUCUGCAUGGUCCAUGAUCUCUAUCAAACCCUCACAGCUGUGGCAACCGCAUAUGCCAGAGCAAGAGGGGCUGACAGGAUGUCUUCAUUUGGUGAUUUUGUUGCACUGUCUGAUGUUUGUGAUGUCCCAACUGCAAAAAUUAUCUCUAGAGAGGUGUCUGAUGGCAUUGUUGCCCCAGGGUAUGAGGAAGAAGCCUUGAAAAUACUUUCUAAGAAGAAAAAUGGAAGUUACUGUGUUCUCCAGAUGGAUGCGUCUUACAAACCAGAUGAAAAUGAAGUUCGAACUCUCUUUGGUCUUCGUUUAAGUCAGAAGAGAAACAAUGGUGUCAUUGACAGAUCACUGUUCAGCAAUGUUGUCACCAAGAAUAAAGAACUGCCAGAGCCUGCCAUCAGAGACCUCAUCGUGGCCACCAUCGCUGUCAAGUACACUCAGUCUAACUCGGUGUGCUAUGCCAAGAACGGGCAGGUGAUUGGCAUCGGUGCGGGGCAGCAGUCCCGGAUACACUGCACGCGCUUGGCAGGGGAUAAGGCCAACUACUGGUGGCUUAGGCACCACCCACAGGUGCUCUCAAUGAAGUUUAAGGCAGGAGUGAAGAGAGCAGAGAUCUCCAAUGCCAUCGAUCAGUAUGUGACUGGAACCAUCGGCGAGGAUGAAGAUCUGCUCAAGUGGAAGGCUCUCUUUGAAGAAGUCCCUGCAAUGUUAACAGAGGCCGAGAAGAAGGAGUGGGUUGACAAACUGAGUGGGGUCUCUGUCAGCUCUGAUGCCUUCUUUCCCUUCAGGGAUAAUGUGGAUAGAGCGAAAAGGAGUGGCGUGGCGUACAUUGCUGCUCCAUCCGGUUCUGCCGCUGACAAAGUUGUGAUUGAGGCUUGCGAUGAACUAGGAAUCAUCCUCGCUCAUACGAAUCUUCGCCUCUUCCACCACUGACGUCAUCACAUCUGUACGCAGGGGGUUGCUUUUGUGUAGGUACAAAGAAUUUUGAACAUGCCUUUUCAGAAAAAAAUAAAAUGUUACACCUAACAA